AUGGGCAUGACAUGGAGAGCACAUGGCACGGGAGGACAUGUGCAGGGCGGCCCCCGCGUCGCCAGCCGCAGCUGUGGUCCCCGGGCCCGCGGCGGCGUGGGGCCGGCAGGGCUUGGCGCGCUGAUCCCUGGCCCGCUCUCGCCCAGGCCGUCGGGGAGCAAGGCCGGGCAGGUGUGGGCGCCCGAAGGAUCCACCGCCUUCAAGUGCCUGAUCUCGGCCCGGUUCUGCGCCGCGCUCCUGAGCAACGUCUCGGACUGCGACGAGACCUUCAACUACUGGGAGCCGAUGCACUACCUCGUCUACGGGAAAGGGUUCCAGACCUGGGAGUACUCGCCUGCCUAUGCCGUCCGCUCCUAUGCGUACCUUUGGCUUCACGCCUUGCCAGCUUUGUUCCACGCCAGAGUCCUACAGACCAAUAAGGUUCUCAUCUUCUAUUUCCUGCGAUGUCUCUUGGCCUUCGUGAGCUGCGUGUGUGAGCUCUAUUUUUAUAAGGCCGUCUGCAAGAAAUUUGGGCUGCACGUGAGCCGGCUGAUGCUGGCCUUCCUAGUUCUCAGCACUGGGAUGUUCUGCUCAGCAGCGGCCUUCCUUCCCAGCAGCUUCUGCAUGUACACCACAGUGAUCGCCAUGACCGGUUGGUAUAUGGACAAGACCUCCAUCGCCGUGCUGGGGGUGGCCGCGGGAGCCAUCAUGGGCUGGCCCUUCAGUGCUGCUCUUGGGCUGCCCAUUGCUUUUGACUUGCUGAUAAUGAAGCGGAGGUGGAAGAGCUUCCUGAACUGGUGCCUGGUGUCACUGAUCCUAUUUUUGGUCCCCUUGGUGGUUGUGGACAGCUACUACUAUGGGAAACUGGUUGUUGCGCCUCUUAACAUUGUAUUAUACAAUGUUUUUACACCUCAUGGACCCGACUUGUACGGUACCGAGCCCUGGUCCUUCUAUUUCAUUAACGGCUUUCUGAAUUUCAAUGUGGCAUUUGUCUUGGCUCUGCUCGCCCUGCCGCUGACCUACCUCAUGGAAUGCCUCCUCCAGAAGUUCCACGUUCAGAAUCUGGGUCGCCCAUACUGGCUGACGCUGGCUCCUAUGUACCUCUGGAUCAUGAUUUUCUUCAGUCAGCCGCACAAAGAGGAGCGGUUUCUCUUCCCCAUAUAUCCCCUCAUCUGUCUCUGCGGAGCUGUGGCUCUUUCUGCCCUUCAGAAAUGUUACCACUUCGUAUUCCAGCGUUACCGCCUGGAGCACUACACGGUUUCCUCCAACUGGCUGGCCCUGGGGACGGUCUUCCUCUUUGGGCUCUUGUCACUGUCACGCUCAGUGGCCUUAUUCAAAGGCUACCAUGGGCCUCUGGACCUGUAUCCGGAGUUUCACCGAAUUGCCACUGACCCGACCAUUCACACAGUGCCAGAGGGGAGGCUGAUUCAUGUCUGCGUGGGCAAGGAGUGGUACCGAUUUCCCAGCAGCUUUCUCCUGCCAGACAAUUGGCAGCUCCAGUUCAUCCCAUCAGAGUUCAGGGGCCAGUUACCGAAACCAUUUGCCAAGGGACCAAUGGCCACACGGAUCAUUCCCACAGACAUGAACGAUCAAAACAGAGAAGAGCCAUCCAGAUACAUUGACAUCUCCAAGUGCCAUUACCUGGUGGACUUGGAUGCAGCCACUGAAACACUAAGGGAACCAAGAUACUCCUCUAACAAGGAAGAAUGGGUCACCAUUGCCUACAAACCCUUCCUAGAUGCUUCUAGAUCCUCCAAGUUGCUGCGUGCGUUCUACAUCCCUUUCCUGUCCGAACAGCACACGUCAUACGCAAACUACACCAUCCUCAAGCCCCGGAGGUCAAAGCAAGCCAGGAAGAAGAUAGGAGGUUAGCAAUGCACCCAGUGAACCAAAAAAGGCUCAUUGCUGGCCAGCUGCUUACACCUUCCCAAAAUCCCCCUUUAGAAAAAAUGUGCUUGUAAGAUUCAAUAAUAAAGAUCUCCCCAGUGAUUUCACUCUGCGAGCCUCCAGCUGCAAAGGGUACAUCAUCUGCUCGGUUCGUGGUGUCAGGUCUCCGCUCUGCCUACACACUCUGUUUCCAGAACACGUUGGUAAGAAGCCGUUUGAAAAUCCUGCAGCCACCUACGAAUACACAUUAUCCCCGCUGCUGCCUGCAUCAUGGCUUAUUGGGCUAGAGAAGAGAAACAACUACAGCAACAAGAUGCGACUGUGUUCAGCUGUGCUCCAGGAUACAGUUUGCUACCAAGAAAAUCCAGAGCCUCUUCUCUCUCCCUUGCCAUCUCUCUUUCUCAGUAGUCCUCAUCUACUUAAUAACUGCUUGCCUACUCCUCCAAACUAUUUUCAGACAUUAGCACAUAAAAAAGAGACCACAGCAGAGACACUGAUUCUUAAACACAGAGAAUCUCUGUCACCAGGACAGUUCAUCUCAUCCCAUAGAGAAGGGGUGCUAGGAGCCCAGGAGAGCAUGGUCCAAGGAAACACUUGCACUUUGGAGCAAAAAGCAAAAACUGUGACUGCAAAUUCUGCCUUUUCCCAGGUUCUGGUUUGCUUUUCUUUGAGCUCCAUUUGACUCAUUUCUUGUCCUCAACGUCCUAAAAUGACCAGGGGCUUUGUUUAUUUUAUUUAUUGUUGUUGAUUAUUUGUAAAGAAUGUAUGAUAUC
Gavialis gangeticus (Gharial) is the source of this 2639-nucleotide messenger RNA. RefSeq names its product ALG9, alpha-1,2-mannosyltransferase (gene ALG9). Gene Ontology annotation, cellular component: endoplasmic reticulum membrane. NCBI's taxonomy places the organism in Eukaryota, Metazoa, Chordata, Crocodylia, Gavialidae. The coding region runs from base 1 to 1851 and encodes 616 amino acids. The record is from RefSeq and is a predicted model, not a curated record. Gene Ontology annotation, molecular function: alpha-1,2-mannosyltransferase activity. Gene Ontology annotation, biological process: protein N-linked glycosylation. The transcript has 14 exons.